UAAGUUGGCACGUAUGCUACCUAAGCUUUAUGCGUAUUUUUUAGGUUAGUGCAGUUUUCAAGCAAGGUACGCCAAUAAAGCGCUAUUAUAGCAUAAAAAAAGUAACUAGCUGAUUAAUUUUGUGUCAAUAUCAUGGCCGAAACAAUGAAACAAACUGUGGCCACUAUACUGAAAAGUAUAGAGAGGUAUAAUCCAGCCAAUCUGGAAACUCUCGAAAGAUACGUCGAUAUGCAAUCACGUGAAAAUACUUAUGAUUUGGAAGCUAAUUUGGCGGUCUUAAAACUGUACCAGUUUAAUCCAGAAAAGUUCAAUCCUGACAUUACGUGUCAGAUCCUCUUAAAAGCUUUGACUAAUUUUCCACAUACAGACUUUACUUUAUGCAAGUGUUUACUUCUUGAAUCUGUGGUGGAGAAUGAGACUAUUUCUCAGAUAAAAUAUCUAGCUGAUAUUUUAGAGCAAUGUGACUUUGCUCAGUUUUGGAACAGAGUUCAUCAAAUGCCAGAAUUGUGCAGCAGAAUCAGCGGCUUCCAUGAUUCUAUCAGAAAAUUUGUAUGUCAUGUUGUGGGCAUCACCUUCCAAACAAUUGAUAAGAACAAUCUGGCUAACUUACUAGGGGGUAUUGAUGAUGUCACCCUUAAGCAUUGGGUUAAGAAAUAUGGAUGGAGAGAUGAGGGUAGCCUUAUCUUUAUCGCCAAUCAAGACGAAAAUAUUAAAACUAAGAACAUUACGGAAAAAAUUGAGUUUGAUCAUCUUGCUCCUUUGAUGGCGCUUUUGUAGAUACUACUACUAUACAAAAUUAAAUAUUUUGUAACACUUUAAAUUGUUUUUUCUUUGAUACGUUAAAUAAAAAGAUAUUUGCAUGAG
Molecule: messenger RNA, 864 nt
Organism: Manduca sexta (tobacco hornworm)
Lineage: Eukaryota; Metazoa; Arthropoda; Insecta; Lepidoptera; Sphingidae
Gene: eIF3k
Product: eukaryotic translation initiation factor 3 subunit K
Exons: 4
Coding region: 133-777 (214 amino acids)
Biological process (GO): regulation of translational initiation
Cellular component (GO): cytoplasm; eukaryotic translation initiation factor 3 complex
Molecular function (GO): translation initiation factor activity; ribosome binding
Source: RefSeq, a predicted model, not a curated record